This is a messenger RNA of Arabidopsis arenosa, 778 nucleotides long. The record is from the annotation of a GenBank genome assembly. NCBI's taxonomy places the organism in Eukaryota, Viridiplantae, Streptophyta, Magnoliopsida, Brassicales, Brassicaceae.
ACUCUCUCUCUGAUCGUCUUUUUCCUUUGAUUCUACUUUUUCCGCUAGGUUUCUGAGAUCUUCCAUUCGUCUCGAAUUCUCUUUAGUUGCUACGAUGAAGACAGCAAAGGGGAAAGAUAAAGUUAAGACCACAAAAGAAGCCUUGAAGCCAGUUGAUGACAGAAAGGUGGGAAAGAGGAAGGCACCGGCUGAGAAGGCUACAAAACGAGAGACUCGUAAAGAGAAGAAGGCUAAAAAAGACCCAAACAAACCGAAAAGAGCUCCUAGUGCCUUCUUUGUCUUUCUAGAAGAUUUUAGGGUCACGUUCAAGAAAGAAAAUCCAAAUGUGAAGGCCGUCUCUGCGGUUGGGAAAGCUGGAGGACAGAAAUGGAAGUCAAUGUCUCAAGCUGAAAAAGCUCCAUAUGAAGAGAAAGCUGCAAAGAGGAAAGCUGAAUAUGAGAAGCAAAUGGAUGCAUACAACAAAAACAUGGAGGAAGGGAGUGAUGAAUCUGAAAAGUCUAGAUCUGAGGUGAAUGAUGAAGAUGAAGCCAGUGGGGAGGAAGAACUACUAGAGAAGGAAGCGGCAGGUGAUGAUGAAGAAGAAGAAGAGGAUGAUGACGAUGAUGAUGACGACGAGGAAGAAGACUAAAUCGGGGAUAGAAAUCAGAUUUUGUAUCUCAAGCUUAACUGCGGAUCCUUAAGCAGAAGUAAGUAUUCUGUAAUUUGUGUGUCGAGAACUAUAGAUCUAAAAUCGUGUGUUUUUUUGUUUUUCUUUUCCUAAGAAAGCGAAACAGUUGUU